Messenger RNA from Closterium sp. Naga37s-1, 3717 nucleotides. NCBI's taxonomy places the organism in Eukaryota, Viridiplantae, Streptophyta, Zygnematophyceae, Desmidiales, Closteriaceae. The record is from the annotation of a GenBank genome assembly.
AUGUGGACCGGUUGGUCCAACCGGCCAGUUGGUCAUGUGGACCGGUUGGUCCAACCGGCCAGUUGGUCCUGUGGACCGGUUGGACCAACCGGCCUGUUGGUCCUGUGGACCGGUUGGACCAACCGGCCUGUUGGUCCUGUGGACCGGUUGGAACAACCCGCCAGUUGGUCCAAUGGACCGGUUGGACCAACCGGCCAGUUGGUCCUGUGGACCGGUUGGACUAACCGGCCUGUUGGUCCUGUGGAGCGGUUUGACCAACCGGCCAGUUGGUCAUGUGGACCGGUUGGUCCAACUGGCCAGUUGGUCCUGUGGACCGGUUGGACUAACCGGAAUGUUGGUCCUGUGGAGCGGUUUGACCAACCGGCCAGUUGGUCAUGUGGACCGGUUGGUCCAACUGGCCAGUUGGUCCUGUGGACCGGUUGGACCAACCGGCCUGUUGGUCGUGUGGACCGGUUGGUCCAACCGGCCUGUUGGUCCUGUGGACCGGUUGGACCAACCGGCCUUUUGGUCCUGUGGACCGGUUGGACCAACCGGCCUGUUGGUCCUGUGGACCGGUUGGACCAACCGGCCUUUUGGUCCUGUGGACCGGUUGGACCAACCGGCCUGUUGGUCCUGUGGACCGGUUGGACCAACCGGCCUGUUGGUCCUGUGGACCGGUUGGACCAGCCGGCCUGUUGGUCCUGUGGACCGGUUGGACCAACCGGCCAGUUGGUCCUGUGGACCGGUUGGACCAACCGGCCUGUUGGUCCUGUGGACCGGUUGGACCAACCGGCCUGUUGGUCCUGUGGACCGGUUGGACCAACUGACCUGUUGGUCCUGUGGACCGGUUGGACCAACCGGCCAGUUGGUCCUGUGGACCGGUUGGACCAACCGGCUUGUUGGUCAUGUGGACCGGUUGGACCAACCGGCCUGUUGGUCCUGUGGACCGGUUGGACCAACCGGCCUGUUGGUCCUGUGGACCGGUUGGACCUACCGGCCUGUUGGUCCUAUGGACCGGUUGGACCAACCGGCCUGUUGGUCCUGUGGACCGGUUGGACCAACCGGCCUGUUGGUCCUGUGGACCGGUUGGACCAACCGGCCUUUUGGUCCUGUGGACCGGUUGGUCCAACCGGCCUGUUGGUCCUGUGGACCGGUUUGACCAACCGGCCAGUUGGUCCUGUGGACCGGUUUGACCAACCGGCCAGUUGGUCCUGUGGACCGGUUGGACCAACCGGCCAGUUGGUCCUGUGGACCGGUUGGUCCAACCGGCCUGUUGGUCCUGUGGACCGGUUGGACCCAACCGGCCAGUUGGUCCUGUGGACCGUUGGUCCUGUGGACCGGUUGGACCAGCCGGCUUGUUGGUCAUGUGGACCGGUUGGACCAACCGGCCUGUUGGUCCUGUGGACCGGUUGGACCAACCGGCCAGUUGGUCCUGUGGACCGGUUGGACCAACCGGCUUGUUGGUCAUGUGGACCGGUUGGACCAACCGGCCUGUUGGUCCUGUGGACCGGUUGGACCAACCGGCCAGUUGGUCCUGUGGACCGGUUGGACCAACCGGCCUUUUGGUCCUGUGGACCGGUUGGACCAACUGGCCUGUUGGUCCUGUGGACCGGUUGGACCAACCGGCCAGUUGGUCCUGUGGACCGGUUGGACCAACCGGCCAAUUGGUCCUGUGGACCGGUUGGACCAACCGGCCUGUUGGUCCUGUGGACCGGUUGGACCAACCGGCCUGUUGGUCCUGUGGACCGGUUGGACCAACCGGCCUGUUGGUCCUGUGGACCGGUUGGUCCAACCGGCCUGUUGGUCCUGUGGACCGGUUGGACCAACCGGCCUGUUGGUCCUGUGGACCGGUUGGACCAACUGACCUGUUGGUCCUGUGGACCGGUUGGACCAACUGACCUGUUGGUCCUGUGGACCGGUUGGACCAACCGGCCAGUUGGUCCUGUGGACCGGUUGGACCAACCGGCAUGUUGGUCCUGUGGACCGGUUGGACCAACCGGCCUGUUGGUCCUGUGGACUGGUUGGACCAACCGGCCAGUUGGUCCUGUGGACCGGUUGGACCAACCGGCCAGUUGGUCCUGUGGACCGGUUGGACCAACCCGCCUGUUGGUCGUGUGGACCGGUUUGGACCAACCGGCCAGUUGGUCCUGUGGACCGGUUGGACCAACCGGCCAGUUGGUCGUGUGGACCGGUUGGUCCAACCGGCCAGUUGGUCCUGUGGACCGUUGGUCAUGUGGACCGGUUGGACCAACCGGCCUGUUGGUCCUGUGGACCGGUUGGACCAACCGGCCAGUUGGUCCUUUACACCGGUUGGACCAACCGGUCUGUUGGUCCUAUGGACCGGUUGGACCAACCGGCCUGUUGGUCCUGUGGACCGGUUGGACCAACCGGCCUGUUGGUCCUGUGGACCGGUUGGACCAACUGGCCUGUUGGUCCUGUGGACCGGUUGGACCAACCGGCCUGUUGGUCCUGUGGACCGGUUGGACCAACCAGCCUGUUGGUCCUGUGGACCGGUUGGACCAACCGGCCUGUUGGUCCUGUGGACCGGUUGGACCAACCGGCCUGUUGGUCCUGUGGACCGGUUGGACCAACGGGCCUGUUGGUCCUGUGGACCGGUUGGACCAACCGGCCUGUUGGUCCUGUGGACCCGUUGGACCAACCGGCCUGUUGGUCCUUUGGACCGGUUGGACCAACCGGCCUGUUGGUCCUGUGGACCGGUUGGACCAACCGGCCUGUCCCGCUGGACCAACCGGCCUGUUGGUCCUUUGGACCCGUUGGACCAACCGGCCAGUUGGUCCUGUGGACCGGUUGGACCAACCGGUCUGUUGGUCCUAUGCACCGGUUGGACCAACCGGCCAGUUGGUCCUGUGGACCGGUUGGACCAACCGGCCAGUUGGUCCUGUGGACCGGUUGGACCAACCGGCCUGUUGGUCCUGUGGACCGGUUGGACCAACCGGCCUGUUGGUCCUCUGGACCGGUUGGACUAACCGGCCAGUUGGUCCUAUGGACCGGUUGGACCAACCGGCCAGUUGGUCCUGUGGACCGGUUGGACCAACCGGCCUGUUGGUCCUGUGGACCGGUUUGACCAACCCGCCAGUUGGUCGUGUGGACCGGUUGGUCCAACCGGCCAGUUGGUCCUGUGGACCGGUUGGACCAACCAGCCAGUUGGUCCUGUGGACCGGUUGGACCAACCGGCCUGUUGGUCCUGUGGACCGGUUGGACCAACCGGCCUGUUGGUCCUUGUGGACCGGUUGGACCAAUCGGCCUGUUGGUCCUGUGGACCGGUUAGACCUACCGGCCUGUUGGUCCUGUGGACCGGUUGGACCAACCGGCCUUUUGGUCCUGUGGACCGGUUGGACCAACCGGCCUGUUGGUCCAGUGGACCGGUUGGACCAACCGGCCUGUUGGUCCUGUGGACCGGUUGGACCAGCCGGCCUGUUGGUCCUGUGGACCGGUUGGACCAACCGGCCAGUUGGUCCUGUGGACCGGUUGGACCAACCGGCCUGUUGGUCCUGUGGAACGGUUGGACCUACCGGCCUGUUGGUCCUAUGGAACCGGGUUGGACCAACUGACCUGUUGGUCCUGUGGACCGGUGGACCAACCGGCCAGUUGGUCCUUUGGACCGGUUUGGACCAACCGACUUGUUGGUCAUGUGGACCGGUUGGACCAACCGGCCUGUUGGUCCUGUGGAGCGGUUGGACCAACCGGCCUGUUGGUCCUCUUGACCGGCUGGACUAA